AUGAGUGAGCGCCUCUGUACCUUAUAUAUACAAUCCAACAGAGAGAUGCAAAUACUGAGACGUUCUGCCAGAAUGAGGAACCUGACGGUUCUGCUGUUUGUGCUCUCGCUCUGCUCUUUUCACCUGGUGUUCAGUGCUCCUAUUGCUUUUCAGUUCAAAGACACAUGCUGUUCAGCGUUAACGAAAUUCAAGAUCCCUCUGAACAACAUUGUCUCCUACAGGAAGACUGGCAGCAGCUGCCCCCUAAAAGCUUUUAUCUUCGAGACCAAGGCCUUGAGGAGGUUCUGCGUGGAUCCUAAGGCUUCCUGGGUCAAGAAUCACAUAACAGCAGUAGAUCUCCGAAAAAACUCAAAAUCGAAACUUUGAAGCUCAGCACUCGAGGCCCAUUCAACACAAACAUCUGUUUCAUACAAAACUUAUUUGAUUGUCAGCAGUGUGUAUAAUCAGGGGCAUUUCUGUGACGUUUUUUCUUAGCUCCGAGUCUCAAUAGCGCCAUCUAAUGUUUUUUUCUUUUCAAUAAAUGUAACUGGAAAGUACACUCAGCUUUCUGACCUACUUUGUGAAUAUGAUUUAUAUCAUUUUAUGGUCAUUUUUAAUUCUCGAACUUUUUACCUAAACACAAGUGAUGGUGAUUAUAUUAUUUUAUUAUAUUUACAAACUUAUAUUUGAGCUAUUUGAGGUCUGAAUGAGUCAAAUAUGCGUAUAACUGUAAAUAUAUAUUAUAACGAGUAUAACGGUGAAUUUGUGAUUUCUAAUUGUUCCUGAGAUAAUAAAGAACUUCUGCUUUAUCUUAUUACAGUUAUUUAAGAAAAAAAUAUGUCCAUACUUUUUAUAUUUUUUCUCCUGUCGCUAUCACAAAUCAGAGGCCUCGGCCUUUAACAUAAACAAAUUGACCACAUCUGUUACCAAUGACAUGUUUAUUUACAGCCACAGUUAUUCUCAACAGUGAUUCUCAAAGUUUUUUAUAAUUAAACACUUUAGAGGGCAUGAAUUUUAAAGCCCAAAAUCAAAUAGCAUAAAGUUCAAAAACAGAGAAAAUAAAAGUGUAGCUGUGUUAGGUGACCUAACUGAUUCAUUUAUAACCUGAUUG
This is a messenger RNA of Silurus meridionalis, 1090 nucleotides long. Its product is annotated as monocyte chemotactic protein 1B-like. Gene Ontology annotation, cellular component: extracellular region. The record is from RefSeq and is a predicted model, not a curated record. The transcript has 4 exons. Lineage: Eukaryota; Metazoa; Chordata; Actinopteri; Siluriformes; Siluridae. Gene Ontology annotation, molecular function: chemokine activity; CCR chemokine receptor binding. Gene Ontology annotation, biological process: positive regulation of GTPase activity; positive regulation of ERK1 and ERK2 cascade; chemokine-mediated signaling pathway. Bases 1 to 366 code for a protein of 121 amino acids.